Cooperia oncophora is the source of this 438-nucleotide messenger RNA. NCBI's taxonomy places the organism in Eukaryota, Metazoa, Nematoda, Chromadorea, Rhabditida, Trichostrongylidae. The record is from the annotation of a GenBank genome assembly.
AUGUGUGUGAAUUGCAUGGAACCGUCCACAUCUCUCUACCAGAGGUAUUCGGAAGGUGUUAUCCGAUUAUCGGAUUGCAAAGGUUGCGGCGAAGUUGUCGACAAGUAUGUUGAAUACGAUACAAUGCUGGUGGUCAUCGAUCUUAUCAUUCACAACAUCUCUGCAUAUCGUCAUCUUUUAUAUAACAUGAAAAUUCAGAGUCAUGUUCGAUUAGCAGUGAUCUUCUUGUUCUGCGAUGCGUACGACAAGUGGAUUUCGGGACGUUCAGGAGUGUAUAACAUCUACGAUUUGGAGUGGAUAUUUUACAAAAGCCUUCUGCAAAGCUGCAUUGAGAUGGGUACGUAUAUCGGUUUGAUCCUCCUCUGCGAAGUAAUGUUCUUUUCUCGUAGCUCGAAGCGUAUAUCUACAAUCAUUGAAGGAACAAUUAUUGGAUACUAU